Marchantia polymorpha subsp. ruderalis is the source of this 2737-nucleotide messenger RNA. Lineage: Eukaryota; Viridiplantae; Streptophyta; Marchantiopsida; Marchantiales; Marchantiaceae. The record is from the annotation of a GenBank genome assembly.
GGAGUGCCCGAGUCUUGGCGCUCGCAGGUCGGUGGCUCACUCAACCACAGUCAGGCCCCAGCAGCCAAUGCGCGGCUGCUGCGGCUGGCAUGGUCGGGUCGCCUGCCAUGGUCACUUUCGUCGUCCGCUUUGCAGUGCAACAGGAAUCGCCAUCGAGCCUCAUAAUGACGGAGCCGGUGGGCCCCGGGCCUCGAGGCAGGCCUGCAACUUUCUAGGAGGAGGAGGAGGAGGAGCAGCUAGUGCAAGAUUUUGGCGUGAGAGCUGUGAAGCAGUGGCGAUCUGCUGCUCUCGUGGAAAAGUUGCCCUGCUGUGCGGCCUGCUCGUCGAGGUCGUCGAGGUCGUCGAGAGCGCGAGAGAGAAGCAGAGAAAAAACUUUCUAGGAGCGCGAGGCAGAGUAGAGUUCGAGCGGAGGGAGGAUGAUGUAUCGCGAUUCCCGAGGGGUGGAGGAUGUGAGCUCGAAGGCGGGCCUGGGAAAGCUGCUUUUGAAGUUAGGGUGACACUCCUCGGUGGUCGGAGGUUGUCGGAGUAGGCAGGGGAGGAAGAGGAGGAGGAGGAGGAGGAAGAGGGAGGUGGGGACGCUCGACGGACUACUUGAUCCUUUGAGAGGGGGAGCAACGAAAGUAUUGAACUUCUUUUCCCAGGUCGUCGGACGAGCAGGAGCAGCAGAAUCUGAUUAUCGGAGAUCAGCUUUGCGAGCACGGGCUUGAAGUGAUCUAUCACUCGUUGCUCAUCGUUGGCAUCGUUCGUGGAGUGUGAGGAUCGACUCCGGCGUCAGGAAGCUGUGGUGCGUCUCUCGUCUUCGUUUCGUCAUUUCCAUCUAUGAAACGGUCGGUGCCUGAGUGAGUGAACGACAUGGAGAUGGCGACCCGUGGUAGCGUGCAAAACGGAUGGGAGGAUUUGCGAAUGCGGAGGAGAGCGCACUUGGUCGGAUGGGCGUGGGGAGAUUACAGAUGACGACUCGUGGAGGCUGAGGGCGAGGGUGACGUCAAGGUUCAGGUCUUCAGAGGGGAUCGCGAGUCUCGAGGGUUGGCGGGGCGAUCUGUAGGAGUUACAGUAGCAGCAGGAGCAGCAGAAGCAGCGACCAUGAGUGGAUCCGUGAAUGAGUCGUCGGCUGAGAACGGCAAGCCAUUUGCGUCUUCAGGUCAUGGAGGGCGAGCCAAGCUUUCCAUGCUGCCCUUGGUGGCGCUGAUAUUUUACGAAGUAUCGGGAGGCCCGUUUGGUGUGGAGGACUCAGUGAGAGCAGGAGGCCCACUCCUUACGAUUUUAGGAUUCAUAAUAUUUCCCCUUCUGUGGAGCGUUCCGGAGGCCUUGGUUACCGCGGAAUUGGCCACUGCAUUUCCUGAGAAUGGUGGAUAUGUCGUCUGGAUUGCUGCAGCUUUUGGGGAUUUCUGGGGUUUUCAGGAAGGCUGGUGGAAAUGGCUGAGUGGUGUGAUCGACAACGCUCUGUACCCAGUUCUCUUCCUGGACUACCUCAAGCGAGCACUCCCGGAAUUUGGACACGGUCCUGUUAGGUUGUUUUCACUCGUCAUGCUCACGCUUUUUCUAACUUAUCUGAACUACCGAGGGUUGACCAUCGUGGGAUACACGGCCGUCGCCCUCACCAUCUUCUCGUUACUUCCCUUCGUCGUCCUGGCAGUUCUGGCCAUACCGAGAAUCAAGCCCGAGAGAUGGCUGGUGAUUAACUUGGCCAACACAGACUGGCGAGGGUUUAUGAACAACGUGUUUUGGAACUUGAACUACUGGGACUCGGCCAGCACUUUAGCUGGAGAAGUGGACCAGCCGAGGAAAACGUUUCCCAGGGCCCUGGGUCUGGCCGGCGCGCUGGUGAUGCUCGCUUACCUCGUCCCAUUGUUAGCCGGAAUCGGGGCGGUCGACAGCCUACAAUCAGAGUGGACGGAUGGGUACUUUGCAGACGUCGGUCUGGCGAUCGGAGGGGCAGGACUCGCAUGGUGGAUUACAGCUGCUUCGGCCAUGUCGAAUUUAGGUCUUUUCCAAGCGGAAAUGAGCAGUGACUCUUAUCAGCUGCUUGGAAUGGGUGAGAGGGGAAUGCUUCCACAGGUUUUUGCAUACAGAUCGAAGUACGGCACUCCAGUCUUGGGUAUCCUGUGCUCUGCAACCGGAGUGCUUCUGCUCUCGUGGAUGAGUUUUCAAGAGAUUAUUGAGUGCCUCAAUUUUCUGUACUGCCUCGGUAUGCUUCUAGAAUUUGCGGCUUUCAUUCGGCUUAGAAUGAAGCAGCCGGAGCUUCCCCGUCCAUUCUACAUCCCUCUGGGUACUGUGGGAAUCACCAUACUUCUAAUCAUACCCUCAGUAUUUCUCAUCCUCGUCAUGGCCAUUGCUUCCAUGAAGACUGUAGUAUUUGCUGUUCUAAUUUCUGUGGUUGGAUUCUUAGCGCAUCCGGCCCUUGAGUACAUGAAGGAGCACAGGUGGAUGAACUUCGUAAACUUGGUGGAAAAUGAGAACUCAUUGUUGUCCUCUGAAGAGGAAGCAGGCCUCCUCUAUUCUUCUGGAGGAACUCUCGACUCAAAGAGUCAAAAAUGACUAUGACUGCAAUUUUAGUAGAGUUAUGCAUAUAUAGAUUGUAGGAAAGAAACUCAUCAUUCAACUCAGCGUAGUUUUUUCCCAUUUAGAGAUUUGCAAGGCGAAUGAGUGCUCCACUUUUGUACAUGUCAACCCUUGGUGUACCGUAACUCCUUUUAAUCAUUUCCCGCCUUUUGUACCUUCUACAUUUGCCUCUGUG